This is a messenger RNA of Camellia sinensis, 847 nucleotides long. RefSeq names its product membrane protein PM19L. The record is from RefSeq and is a predicted model, not a curated record. NCBI's taxonomy places the organism in Eukaryota, Viridiplantae, Streptophyta, Magnoliopsida, Ericales, Theaceae.
CUUGCACAAAACAAAUGUAUGUUCACCAAUCUUCCCUACUCCUUAACAAUUUAGUACCCACACCUUUCUUUAACAGCUUCUCAUCCUAUACCACCAUUUACAGAACCAACAAUGGCUGAUGGCCAGUUAAAGCCCGUUGCAGCGGUACUCUUAAUCCUCAACUUCUGCAUGUUUGUCGUGGUUCUAGGCAUUGGUGGAUGGGCAAUGAAUAGAGCUAUUGAUCAUGGCUUCAUCAUAGGUCCAGGAUUUGAUCUUCCAGCACACUUUUCUCCUAUAUACUUCCCAAUGGGAAAUGCAGCCACAGGAUUCUUUGUAGUGUUCGCUUUGAUCGCGAGCGUGGUUGGUGUUGCAUCAGUCAUCGCUGGAUUCAACCACGUUCGUUUUUGGCACACCAGCAGCUUGCCUUCUGCCGCUUCUGCUGCCACCAUUGCUUGGAGCCUUACCCUCCUUGCCAUGGGCUUUGCCUGCAAAGAGAUUUACCUACAAAUCAGGAAUUCGCGAUUGAGAACAUUGGAAGCCUUCAUAAUUAUCCUUUCAGUUACACAGCUUCUAUACAUAGGAGCCAUUCAUAGUAUCACCAGCUACUAGUUUUCACAUAGUAUCACCAGAUACACUUGAAGAUUUGGGUCACAUUAAUUGGAGUGUGUUUUGUAUGAUUGUUUUUAUUUAUUUAUUUUUUGUCACUAAAUUUAACUCUGUUUUACUCGUUCAUGGUUGUACAAAGCCAGGGAAUUGGAAUAUUGCUUUUCUGUUGAUGUGCUAUUUUCAUUUGUAUUGAACAAAUAAAGUACCCAUUAUUGUACAAACAACAUGAAAUUAAUGAGUGUUUUUUUUAUUGUUUGUAUUA